GACGCGCCCAGCGCUACUCAUUUGUUGAGGAGCAGUCUUCUUUGCCUCUUGCGACGGCCAUACCACGUUUUCCGUUUCCGUUUGAAGCACAGCCAUCAUGGCGCCUAAAAAGGAUGCGAAGGGAUCCUCCUCCAAACAGCCCCAAAAGACUGUGAAGAAGAAGGAGGGAGGAAGUUCUGGAGGAAAGGCUAAGAAGAAGAAGUGGUCGAAGGGAAAAGUCCGCGACAAGUUGAACAAUCAGGUACUGUUCGACAAGCCCACAUACGAAAAGCUUCUGAAGGAAGUCCCCUCAUAUAAGCUUAUCACCCCCUCCGUUGUAAGCGAACGUCUCAAGGUCAGAGGCUCGCUCGCCAGGAAGGCAUUGGAGGAACUUCUGCAGAAAGGUUUGAUUAAGCAAGUUGUCAAACACCAUGCUCAGAUCAUCUACACCAGAGCAACCAAGGGCGAGGAUCAGCCUGCGUAAAACCUUUCCACAUAUUUUUUAAGUUAAAGUUUCUGUUCCGAAGCAGAGAUGAUAAAAUGAUGAAAAAUCCUUAAAAUCAAA
Molecule: messenger RNA, 544 nt
Organism: Cloeon dipterum
Lineage: Eukaryota; Metazoa; Arthropoda; Insecta; Ephemeroptera; Baetidae
Gene: RpS25
Product: ribosomal protein S25
Exons: 4
Coding region: 98-463 (121 amino acids)
Cellular component (GO): cytosolic small ribosomal subunit
Molecular function (GO): structural constituent of ribosome
Source: RefSeq, a predicted model, not a curated record